GCGAGCCACCCUGCUGAUCGUUUCUAGCCAGUACUUCCCCGUUUGCGUUCCCCAUUGCCAAACAAUCCCAUGAGCAAGAAGGCGGAGGCGGGCGGCGAGCAGCCGCCGAGCCAUGGCCGCGCGACGUCCCCGGCGGCGACCGCGCAGAGGGAAGAGCCCGCGCUGUCGCCGGCGAUGCACGAGGAUGCCGCGGGGAGCAGCAGCACUGUCAUGGCGGCUCGCCCGAGACGUGCUCCUAACGAGUACGUCACCUUUCGGGAAGCCGGGACGAGCGAAGCGUCGGUGCAUCAUCCCGGCCAGGAUGGGCGCUUCCCCGGCGGACUGAGUCACGGCGCCGCGGAGGAUGUCACCGACGUGAGCAGGCCGUACUAUAUACCGCCUUGGCUGAGGAGGCGUGAGCGGCCACCGGAGGAACCGCGGACGGCGAUCCCGCGGCCAACUCGUAACGGCGGCGCGGAGGAUGUCACCGACCCGGCGGUGGUGCCGCCGCCAACCGGCAGACCGUACUACGUACCGCCGUGGCAGAGGAGGCGUGAGUGGCCAGCGGACGAACGGCAGACGGCGAUGCAGCCAGCCGGAGCGCCGCCGCUAGGCCCGCGCCCAACCCGUAACGGCGACGCGGAGGAUGUCACCGACACGGAGGCGGUGCCGCCGCCAACCGGCAGGCCGUACUACGUACCGCCGGGGCACAGAAAGCGGGAGCGGCCAGCGGACGAACGGCGGACGGCGAUGCAGCCAGCCGGAGCGCCACCGCUAGGCCAGCGCCCAACCCGUAACAGCGACGCGGAGGAUGUUACCGACGCCAGCAGGCCAUUCUACCUACCUGCGUCGCAGAGGAGGCGUGAGCGGCCAGCGGAGGAACGGCGGACGGCGAUGCAGCCAGCCGGAGCGCCGCCGCUAGGCCACGACGACGUGGAGGAUGUCACCGACUCGGCGGCGGUGUCGCCGACAACCGGCAGGCCGCUCUACCUAACUGCCUCGCAGAGGAGGCGUGAGUGGACAUUGGAGGAACGGCGGAAGGCGAUGCAGUCAGCCGGAGCGCCGCCGUACUACAUACCGGCGUCGCAGAGGAGGCGUGAGCGGCCAGUGGAGGAACGGCGGACGGCGAUGCAGCCAGCCGGAGCGCCGCCGUACUACAUACCGGCGUGGCAGAGGAGGCAUGAGCGGCCAGAGGAGGAAUCACGGACGGCGAUGCGGCCAGCCGGAGCGCCGCCGCUAGGCCCGCGCCGCCCGACCCGUAACAGCGGCUACACGACGACCACAAGGAUCGUCGAACGCGUCUCCACGAUCAAGCCAGACGACGACGGCCGUAGGGCCUACCAGGCGGCCCCGAGGCAGCACCAUCCGUGGAUGCCGUCGAGGUACUCGCAGCGAAAGCCGCCGGUCAUCGUGUCGCCCGACCGGAGGAAGAGGCGCGGCCGUCCGACCGCGUUCUGCUUCACUCUCUGCAGCAUCCUCUUCUUGCUGGCGGUCAUCCUCGUCGGCGCCGCCGUGCUCACCGUGUACCUGGUGUACCGCCCGCGUCUCCGGCUGACCGACGCUACCCUGAACGCCGGGUACAUCGACGACCUCACCGUACCGGGCGGCCGGCCUCGAGGCCUGGCGCUCAACGCCAGCCUCAACGUACCGGGCAGCCCGCCUCGGGGCCUGGCACUCAACGCCAACCUCACCGUGCUCGGGGCAAUCACCAGCCCGAACACCAAGAUCAAGGUGGUGCUGUCGUACAUGCAGCUGGACCUCUACUUCCAGGGCCACAUGAUCGGGACGCAGAUGGUGCUGCCGGCGCCGGUGCCGGUGCGCGAGUCGACGGGCGGCUUCCUGCUCCCGAGCGUGGACAUCCGAGUCAGCGAGGUGCCGAUCUCGCAGGAGGACGCAUAUGCGUGGCGGAACGCGACGACGCACGGUGGCCUCGUGGUGUUCCAGCUCGCCGGACGGUUCCACGCCCAGCUCAACUUCGGCAAGUGGCUGCCGUACAGAUACUGGGUGAACUCGCGGUGCACGCUCUGGCUCGACCCGCCGCCCAGCGGCAGGCUGCGCGGGGCACGCUGCUAAUCUCAUAUUUCUACACACGAAUUGCAUUUUCGUCUAUGAGUACAUUUUUUCACCUCGAAAUUAUAAUUUUUUUUCUUCUGUCCCAUG
Messenger RNA from Lolium perenne, 2139 nucleotides. NCBI's taxonomy places the organism in Eukaryota, Viridiplantae, Streptophyta, Magnoliopsida, Poales, Poaceae. The record is from RefSeq and is a predicted model, not a curated record.